Molecule: messenger RNA, 4186 nt
Organism: Acromyrmex echinatior (Panamanian leafcutter ant)
Lineage: Eukaryota; Metazoa; Arthropoda; Insecta; Hymenoptera; Formicidae
Source: RefSeq, a predicted model, not a curated record
GGUGAAGACAUGGGUAAGAUCGACGUUGGAUGAAAUCCUGAUGAUGGGUGACUUAUUGUAUGCUAAAGUUAAAUCCGACAAGCCAAUAAUAAAGAUGAUGACAGCGGCCGAUUUAAAUAAUAUCAAAUUCCAAAUAGAAAAUCGUGAACUAGUGAUAGAUGUCGAUCUGAUUACCGUGACCGGUACGAUUACCUCGAAGGUGCCGUCAGUUUUGAAUCUGAAACAGGCACUAGAAGAGUUUUUUCUGCUAAACGAGGAAGGUGUGAUCGAAACGACUUCAAUGGCGGUGGCAAUCUGGAGCCAGGAUGAUUGUUACUAUUUAUUCGAUCCUCGAUAUUGUGAUGCCACUGGGAUUAGGAUAAGAGAAGAGAAAACUGUUGCAGAAAAGAAGGAGGAAAUUAUACAGAAAGACAAAAAGGAAAUAGGAAAUUGUUGCGUGAUUCGAUUUCCAGACUUAGACUCCUUGACUGCACUGUUCUUGAAGAAUGUUGAUCCUACGAGAAAGAACGAUCGGUUCACUAUUCGACAUGUUACGAUUGUGGAUGAUGUGCCUGGCACUCGAGCUUGGAACGAGUUUCAACCCGGUAUAGCAGGAAAGACGUGGGUGUUACGAGGUGAAAUAUCCAACAUGGAUGAGUUAUUUGAAGAAGAAAACCAAGGAGUUCAAGGUCUCGCUAUGCCAGUUGUGGCUUUGGUUAGCGCGACGGAAACGCCAGCAGCAAAAUGGAGUAAUGAAACCAUCAAUGAAGUGAUCAGGGAAGGCGACGCUUAUUACAAUUGGACUAAGCCUAUCACAAUGGAAGAAGAAGCUGAAAAAUUGCUUCUUGUCCGAGAUCUGAAGAAAAAUUUAUAUUUCAAAAAUCAAAAAGUAAUUAUUGAUAUCAAUGAUUCGGCAGUUGUCGGUGAUCUAUCAGCAUCAGAUGAUUCUAAAAUACCAAACUUGGAAAAAGGCUUAAAUCAAUUCUUUGAGGACAAAAAUUAUGGAAUAGUCGAGACGAAGGGACUCUCAGUGGCAGUAUGGAAAGACGAAGAAGAGACAAAGGACAAGGAUAAAAAAGAGAUAUUUUAUUACUACUUCGAUCCAAAUCCUCGUAAUAAAUUAGGUCAAUUGUCAGCGGAGAAAGACGAAACAGAUUCUGCCUGCUUGGUGCGAUCUUUGGACCUCUCAGCGUUAGCAGAUCUCAUUAAAAAGAAUGCGGAGUACACUGAAGGCGAGAACGAUUUCAUGAUACACGAAUUAAAGAAUGUGUCUAUUGGCCCACUUAUGACGGAUGAGGAGAUUGAAGAAGAUAAACUAAUACCGAUUAUGCCGAAUUUGAACAACUAUUCGAAUUUGGGCGAGACUGGCGCUUUACUUUUGGGUACCAUCGAUCAAAGAAAUGAAUUGGCCUUCAAACGAAUAACGAGAGAUAAACAGCAAGCUGCUAACGCUUUGACAACCUUGGCUAUGACAAAACUUUACAAUCCUCAUUUAUGGUACAGUGAACUUGUAGACGAUAUCUUGAAAAUUGGCGAUAAACUCGCCAAUGACAAUUUGAUAAAUCUACCUGAAGAGGCUGAAGAGGAAACUCCCAGAAAUUAUCUUCUUCCUGUGGAAAUCACAGAAGACUUUAUCAUAGGAGUCAAUCGAAUGUCAAUUGGAUUGGAAGAAGGAUCUGUCACCGGAAGCAUGACUGAUGUAAUAAGCUUACUCGAAGCAUUUUUUGAGGAAAACUCGAUGGGAGUGUUUCGUCAGGAUGACGUAAUAAUGCCGAUUUGGAGAGAAGGCGGAGUGUUCUUCACGAUGGAUCCUAGGGGUAGAAACGCUCAAGGCGAACCUGUAGAUGAGGAUGGAGCUGCAGCAGUGAUGUGGUUCACUGAUAUCCCCUCGUUAAUUGACGUUAUUCGAACAGUUGUACGGGAUGUCGACUUCGUCAUCGACACCAUCUCAAUCGACAAUGUGUACGAGACGCGAGUGGCCCAAGCCGAACGCGUGAAGAAGACCACUUCCGGUGAAGAUCUGUGGCAUCAUUUUCCCAAACUCGCAGACGGUGUCUGGAGCAUCGACGGUAACGUCACUAUGACAGACGAGAGGUUCGACGAGGCAAAUCGUGGCAAACAAAGUGCGGCCAUCGCUGCGAUGGCUAUCAUCUUUUCCAAGGUCUACCAACCGAGACAGUGGACACCGUCAAUUCUCGAUCAAGUUAUCGUUACUGGCGACAAACUACAUUCAAAGAGCGUUGAGAGACUCGGUAAUGGCUCGGUACUCUUAGUGAACGAAAUCAUCAAUGAGUUUUUCCUGUCUUCUCGGCGUAUCGCUUUAACAAUCAAGGAUUGUGUUCAAGCGGGUAGUCUUACCGGGCAAGCUCCUAAGAUUCAAGAUUUACGAAGCGGAAUCAACAAUUUCUUCGACAAAUACGAAGCUGGCGUAUUGACUAUACGAGGAAAUAAAAAUUUAGCCAUAUGGAAGGCCGAUGACGCGUAUUAUGUUCUAAUACCCAAUCAGUCCAUUACUACGGAUACGAAAGAAAUCGUGUCAACGGUACCGCGAUUAAUUAGAUUCAAGGACACAAGUCUCCUCGUAGAUUAUCUUCUACGCUAUUUGGGAACUGAAGACGAUUAUCAGAUUACUGCGAUCGACGUGCUGGACUGGACUAAACCGCCACUUUGGAAACUUGAUCCUAGUCCGGCGAUUCGACCAGCGAACCUGCCUCCUUUGAACGCUUACAGAAAAUUACGGGGCGAGGCGCGUGCUAUCUUGCGUGGAAGCUAUCAUCAAGGCGACAAGAUCUUUCCCGAGACGUUACGCGGUCGACAGACGGCGGCAAAUUGUGUCGUUGCGCUCGGUAUGUCAAUCGUCAAGAGUCCCAUCACCUGGACGAAGAAGACUAUGGACGAGAUUUUGGCAAUCGGUAGUAACGUUCAUCAGGAGACAAGAAAGAUCAAACCUGAAUCGAGAUUGAAACCGAAGGACAUUAUCAGAGUAUUCUAUGUGGGUGUCAAUGUUUUGACUGCUGACAUCGAGCCUAAUACCGUAAUCGGUCUGGUGGCGAUUGAACCUUCCGUCUCGGAAGAUAAAAAGCAAGAAGAGACGAAAGAAAAGAUUGACGAAGAACUCAAGAAGAGAACGACUCGGCGAGAACUACCUUCUUCAAUUUUAUUGGAGGAAGGUUUGCGGACAUUUUUUGAAGAUAAUCGUGCUGGUAUUCUAAUAACUGAUCGCGGUAUGAUAGCUAUUUGGAAAGAUCUGGGUGUUUACUUCAUGUACGAUCCUAGAGCUAGAAACGAUCAGGGUCUGCCAGAUUCCAACGGAACUUCGUGUAUAAUGUGGUUUGCUUGUCUGGAACCUUUAUACGAUACAAUCUUUGCAAACAUUGAUCCUCGUGAGAGAUAUGGGACUUUCGAGAUCUGUCGAGUGAUCAUAAGGAACGUCAUAAUUGAGACAUUGCCGUGUCCAGGUGGUUUCCAACCAUAUUUAGAUCGUAUCGCGCCACUCGUUCCAAUUAUCUGUCCCAAAAAGACAGUUACGUUGAAUGUGGAGCCGCUGAAUGAGUACAUUAUCGUGGACGACGAACUGAGCAUUCUGCAUGGCAGCCUGCACAUGAAUCAUCGUACCUUCAGUCUGAGAAACAGGGGUUUGCAGAGUACGGCAAUUGCGGCGGUCGCCGUCGUAGUGGGGUUGCUGCACGUGCCAUCCACGUGGACUUCCGAGCUAAUUGAUACCGUACUCAAGUACGGUGAUUCGCUGUACUUGGAGAGCGCCCGAGCCGCUCGACCGGGCGCCAGGAAUCUCUCACCUAGUGAGUUGCUCACCGUGUUCAUCGUGGGUGAUUUGAGGGUCACCAUUCACGUUCAUAAUCAUACCACCGCCGGGAUACUUCAUGUCUUCGAUCUCUCCGAGGCGCUCGCCAUGUUCUUCCGCGCGAACUGCGCCGGAAUAUUGCAUACAACCAAUCUGACAAUGGCUGUGAUGCAGCAUUACGGUAAAUUCUAUAUGUUCGACCCGUGCUCGAGAAACAAUCGGGGUAGAUCUGCCUACGACGGCGCCGCAUGUAUGUUCAAGUGUAACAGUAUCGCAAGGAUGGCAAAGAUAUUCGUGGACAAUUGCAAUUCGAAGCAACCGAAUAUAUAUACUCUGAACGCGAUUAACAUAUUGAGCUUGCAUUUUUUUUCAACCACGAAAGACAUUUGUUCACCUAAACAUUAA